GUAACAACACCCCUCACAUGUUCCUCUACUGGCAAACCAGGAGUAGCCUACUGGGGAAAAAAAAAAGAAACUAAUCAAGCUGGCUCAGUUGUGAUUGUCACAAGUUUCAAGUUAGGAGCAACCUAUAGUUGUGCUUCCUCAGGAGCAAACCAAGAGCAUGACUAUGGCUGGUUUCCAAAUCUACUCUUGUCUUCUGAUUCCUGUUUUGUGCAUGUAAUUGAUGCAAGUUGUUUUCCCCUCCUUACCAGAUCGGCUUUGCUGGGCUGAGAGACAGAGGCUGCUAGCCGUGCCUUACUACUAUCUGUAAUACAGGAUAAGUAACAGUCUCCUUCAUUAUUAAAAACUCAUCACCAACCAGCAGAACAUUUUGGAUGAAAAUUCCUAUUAAAGACAGAAAGUACUAUAAGACUUUUGGAGAGUGCAGUCCUGCAGCCAGUGCUACUAGCUUUUGAUAUGGGCCUCAUACUACUGAACCAGAAAUACUCUGUUAAUACUCAGUCAAGUUUUGGUCUCCAUUUGAUGUGUUGGGUGUUCACUGUACAUAAAUCACAUAACUACCUACACCUGGAGAUGAAGUUGUUUAUGUUGUAGCCAUACACUGCAAACUUAGCAACCGGGCUCCCUGGCCUAGGCUCAGAGCUAGUCAGAAAACCACAACACACAGAGCUGGGAUUAAUGACACUUCCAGUGAAAAGCUAGCAGCAAUUAAGUAUAGAGGGACAUUCUCAUUCAAGAUGAGCAAAACUGCAGAGAUCCUUACUAACCCACAGCAGAAGAGGAUGCAUUAAGACAGAAACAGCAAAGAACAUUGUGCUUGGGAUUUUUUCAUUGGUUUUUGACAUUCGUUUGGACUUCAAAAUAUUUUUUUAUUGUCUCUAUCUUCAGAGGACACUUUUUGUGAAGUCGUCAGUGAAGAUCCUGGAGUUAAAAUGAGAGAGAACUGAAAUUAAAAGCUAGUUUAUCUGCGCAGUCUGAAAGGUUGCCAUAAUGACAGACCCUACAAUGGUAGAUCACAUGACCCGACUGAAACUCAAACUCUUGGAGAAGAAACUAGAAAAUGAACGUGAGAACCUGGAGAAGACUGAUUCACCACUCCCCACAGCAAGGAGCAAUGAAGGACAUGAGGAUGCAUUGCAAGGUGCACUGAGACGGAGGAAAGACCUGUUGCAGGAGCUUAGGGAGCAGCAGUUUUUGGAAGAACUUUCAAGGCCCCAGCUCUUGGGAGGAAGCCACUGUAAAAGCUACAGAACAGAACCUACAUAUGUUUACCAGCCACUUCUUCCAGUUCCGCCAGCAGGGCCACCCAGGAUCAUCCAGCACACAGUACCUCAACAACCUGCAACCAUCAUCCAACAGUUACCUCAGCAGCCACCUCUCAUCACACAGAUCCCUUCUCCCCAGCCACUGCCUGCCCCCCGCUCUGGAAGCAUUAAAGAAGACAUGGUGGAAAUGAUGCUAAUGCAGAAUGCUCAGAUGCACCAGAUCAUUAUGCAGAACAUGAUGCUGAAAGCUCUGCCGCCGGUGGCAUUCUCCCAGCCCACUGGGACCAGUGCUCCUGCUCUUCCGCACACUCAGCAGGAUCCACAGUUUGCUGCUCCAAUUGUUGUGAGAGCUGAAAGGCCGAGGCCCUCAACAGUACAUCACCAUCACCACUACUCUCCACAAGCAAUGCACUCCAUUCCUGCACAGCUGCCACCUGCUGGCUACUCUGUUUGGCCCCCUGGGAUGCCAUCCAAUCUCUGGGGACAGACUGGAGGAUUCCCACCUACUGUGCAUCAUAUGACUGCUCCGGCUAGUACACUUCCAGCAUUACAAAUUGUAGGAACCAAUGGACUUCUCCCCAGGCUGCCCCCGGGUUUGUAGACCCCUCAGGCCCAUAGCAAAGGUGACUCAUGAUGGUACCUGACCCCCACAGAAGUUGGCCAGCAUUUCACUGGAGUAAAUGUUCUUUAGGAUUCUUUCUUUAAAAUCUGGCAGAUGGGCAACCUGAUGUAGAAAUAGCUACAUCCCACUGGUGAAAGAAAAAGAAACUAUGGAAAUGCAAAAAUAAUCUAUGGAAAUGCAAAAAACUUAACAUGUACCUUUGGUCAGCUCACAGUGUCCACUGUCUAAUCUCACAGUGUUCAUCUGUCUAAUCCGUCUCCUCAGCCUAUCACGCCUACCACUGAGCAGCUACAAAUAGUCACCACUUUUGGAAGAAAAUUUCAAAAUGUUUUCUUCUGCUCCCCACUACAUGGAAUUUCCACCCAUCCCCUCACUCAAAUUCUGUAAGCCUAAAUUAUCGAGACAGUUCUGGGUCACCAACAGAAUUAAAAAUCCAGAAACUCCUAAUCCACCAUGAUUAGAAUCAGGUGAAUUGUUGUCUAAAAGGGUGCCAUAUCUUUCUUUCAAAGUUCAAUUGAGGGAAAUGCCCAUUAGAAUACAGAGAGUGGCCCUGCCUGUUAGGGAAAGGACACUGCAAAUACAGCACAGAAUUAAAAAGGAGACCUAAUACACCCUGUUCUUUGUAUCUUAAGUAUCCUCAAGUUAAAGCACCCUCCUUUCAGGUUUCCCUGCUUUACACUCAGCACUCCAGCAGAGGGUAGACAGACACCAAAGUAGCAGCAGUCUUGUAACUUUUAACAUAAUGGCAAGCAGAUGAAAUGCUUUAAGAAGCAGCCCUUUUAGUGAAGGAGAGGCUUUCACCUGCUUCUGCUCCCACUAUCUCCCAUUCUCAUGUUGACAAAGGGAGUAGAGCUGGGGAAAAGGGACUGGCAUUCCCUAUUAUUCUUCCUUAAUGUAAGAACACAGGAUUUUCAUAAUAUCCAGUUACAGAUAGUGAAUAGGUUUUUUUCAGUCCACAUUUUAUUGUGGGCCUUCCAUUUCCUUAGCAAAACUGCAUACACCUACACACCUUGUGUCCUUUUAUUCUUCUUCUGAAUCAGCGGUUCUCAACUUUUUUGGAUUCAAAGCACCCCUCACCGGACUUGAGGCACCACUUUGUAAACUUUUGUC
Molecule: messenger RNA, 2994 nt
Organism: Gavialis gangeticus (Gharial)
Lineage: Eukaryota; Metazoa; Chordata; Crocodylia; Gavialidae
Gene: CUNH21orf58
Product: chromosome unknown C21orf58 homolog
Exons: 9
Coding region: 988-1863 (291 amino acids)
Source: RefSeq, a predicted model, not a curated record